UUGACCCACUGACAGUAUUGAGGAACUAGAUAUCACUAGAUACGAAUAUUUCCUUUUUCCAUUUUUGUUGAAGAAGCAACUGUUUCAAGUUUACUAAAAGUUCUUUAGAAUUUUUUAGAAUUCACAUUUAACACCACUUAUGGCAUAUGUAGUUGCACAGUAAGUUUGAAGUUUCUCCUUCACAGCUAUUAAUAUUUUCAUCAGGAGCAACGAUAGGGGCUUGGUAGAGCACUUACUGGAUCCAGCAAUGUAUUUCUGUUUGUAAGGGUUUUUAUGCAGUUUAGGAAUCCAGCAUAGGUACGGUAACUCAUAUUCCUCUGCCCCAUUAACUGGGAUAAAUUAAAUGUGUCUUAAACUGAAGCAUGGUUUUAAAGAAUUUCCUGUUUUGAAAGGGCAGUUGGAUUUAGCUUGCAUAGCUGUUCAGAAUUUACCUACCAUUAUCAAGUCCUUGCAGGUCAACAUGGCAUUUGGUCAGAGAUGAAGAAAAAUUAAAUUUGGUGAUGAAAAGAGCAAGAAAUUUCUGUAAUAGGGGAUUUUUUUUUCAGAAUCAGUGGCAAAAAAGUUUCCAAAACAAAAUUUGAAACAUAAAUACACAUAUACUAUUAAAAAUCAGUGUAAUAAAGAAAUUCAACGAAUUUGAAAUUGUAGAGUACAAAUUUUAAACCAGGCCUAAUUAGCGUGAAAAUCUAAAUUUUGUAAAAAAAAAUGUUUGUGAGAGAGAGAGAGAGAGAGAGAGAGAGAGAGAGAGAGAGAGAGUAGACAAUUUGAGGAUGCUACUAACAUCUCUUUCAAAUUUAUUGUACAAGGAAUAAGGUAGGGGAAUCAUAUAUUGAUUUCAUCAUACCGUCAUCAUAAGAGUACUGGGAUGUAUUUGGGGAAUAGCAAAAAUACCAACUCCAUAUUUCAUCUGGUCUAAACAGAGUGAGGCAUAUAAAAAGUUUUGAGCAAUUUUUUUUCUUUGUGUUAUUAUAAUGUAAUAUCAUGACAAGAGACACAACUCUAAAUUUCAGAAUGACACUACACUGCACCUGUCUGGCCUUUAUACAGUUGAAUUGCCAGGUGACUUAGCAUUGAAGGCACACCAUUAAACAAACAGGGAAGUGUAAUGAGACCUUGCUAGAGAAGUGUAAUGCUACAGAAUAUCUAGAGAAGCCAUGGACCCCCGCCGCAGUGCCCAAGGUGUUGUCCAAUGUGACCUUUGUGAGACUGCUAUAGUACAAAUGUACUGUGAUUUUUGCCAUGUCAAUCUAUGCUUUGACUGUAUAGGAAAACACAUUGCUGAUGACUAUGACAAACACAAAGUGGUUCCAUUCCAAAAUCGGAAAUCAACCUUGAUUUAUCCAAACUGCAGUACGCAUCAGAACAAAUAUUGUAAAUAUCAUUGCAAGGAAUGUGACAAGUCUGUCUGUACCUUGUGUACUGAUAACCUGUUGUCCUCUAGUGAACAUAAAGAUCAUACAUUUUUAAUUCUAUCCAAAAUCUACAACAAAAGAAAAGCAGACAUUACAAAAGAUUCAGAGGAGAUAGAAAACAUUAUUUCUCCAACAUAUGAAGAAAUGGCCACUGAUUUAGAAACUCAAGUAACCAACUUGGAUGGAGAAUAUGUGAAAUUCACAACAGUAGUCACAAAACAUGGAGAGGAAUGGCACAAAGAAAUUGACUAUGUCAUCAACAAAAUGAAAAAUGAAAUUGAAGAGAUGAAAAUCAAACACCUGGAAAUUCUGAAGAAACAUUUGGAUGAAAUUAAGCAGAUACAGUCCCUUAUUGAGCAAUCACUGAUUACUCUCAAGGAAAUGGAGGAAUCCAAUGAAGUGUCUGUGACCAUGGAAUACAGAUCCCAAAACAAAGAAUUCAGAAAACUUCCUCCCAAAGUCCGAGUCUCACUGCCUACAUUUAAUCCAAACAUGAUAGACAGUGAACAGCUUUACAAGUCACUGGGAUCUUUGAUACCAUUAUCAUUUACAACAGAUGAAAAUGGCUACACACUGAAAAAAUCAGAAACGUUACUCAAAGAACUGAUGGACGAACCAGAGCUUGUCACUACAAUAAAUACUGGGUAUGAAAAACUCCGCAGUGUUACCUGUCUGAGUGAAGAGGAAUUCUGGACAAGUAGAUCAUUAGUCAGUGAUAUGAAAUGCUUUAAUGUUCAAGGUACAGUUUUUAAUACAAUUAAAACAAAAUCAGGGGAAAGCCCAAAUGAUAUAGCAGUGACAAGUGAUGGGGAUCUAGUGUACUGUGAUAGGAUAACAAAGACUGUGAAUAAAGUGAAGAGUGGACAGACAGAGGAGGUGAUCAGACUACAGGGUUGGACACCUGUCAAUCUCUGUGUCACCUCCUCUGGUGAUAUCCUGGUUAUCAUGAGCAGUGAUGAUGAAACACAAACCAAAGUUGUCCGUUACUCAGGUUCCACAGAGAAACAAACAAUCCAGUAUGAUGAUGAGGGUAAGCCUCUAUAUUCAGGAAAUAAUUAUAUUAAAUACAUCAGUGAGAACAGAAACUUGGAUAUAUGUGUGGCUGACUGUGGAGCUGGUGCAGUAAUGGUGGUCAGCCAGGCUGGAAAACUUCGAUUCAGAUACACUGCUCAUUCUUCUACUACCAAAAACAAACCAUUCAAACCCCAUGGAAUCACAACAGACAGUCAGAGUCAGAUCCUGACAGCAGACCCUUAUAACCACUGUAUCUACAUCCUGGACCAGAAUGGACAGUUCCUCCGCUAUAUAGAUAACUGUGAUCUGAAUAAUCCAUACGGUUUAUGUGUGGACAAAAGUGACAACUUGUUUGUUGCUGAAGUAGCCAUGGACCCCCGCCACAGUGCCCAAGAUGUCAUCCGAUGUGACCUUUGUGAGACUGCUAUAGUACAGAUGUACUGUGAUUUCUGCCACAUCAACCUGUGCUUUGCCUGUAUAGGAAAACACAUUGCUGAUGACUAUGACAAACACAAAGUGGUCCCAUUCCAAAAACGAAAAUCAACCUUGAUCUAUACAAAGUGUAGUACACAUCAAAAAAAUCUUUGUAAAUAUCAUUGUAAGGAAUGUGACAAGUCCGUUUGUUCAUUGUGUGCUGAUAACCUGUUGUCCUCUAGUGAACAUAAAGGUCAUUCAUUUUCAAUUCUUUCUGAAAUCUACAACAAAAGAAAAGCAGACAUUACAAAAGAUUCAGAGGAGAUAGAAAACAUUAUUUCUCCAACAUAUGAAGAAAUGGCCACUGAUUUAGAAACUCAAAUAACCAACUUGAAUGGAGAAUAUGUGAAAUUCAUAACAGUAGUUACAAAACAUGGAGAGGAAUGGCACAAAGAAAUUGACUAUGUCAUCAACAAAAUGAAAAAUGAAAUAGAAGAGAUGAAAAUCAAACACCUGGAAAUUCUGAAGAAACAUUUGGAUGAAAUUAAGCAGAUACAGUCCUUUAUUGAGCAAUCACUGAUUACUCUCAAGGAAAUGGAGGAAUCCAAAGAAGUGUCUGUGACCAUGGAAUACAGAUCCCAAAACAAAGAAUUCAGAAAACUUCCUCCCAAAGUCCGAGUCUCAUUGCCUACAUUUAGUCCAAACACGAUAGACGGUGAACAGCUUCACAAGUCACUGGGAUCUUUGAUACCAUUAUCAUUUACAACAGAUGAAAAUGGCUACACACUGAAGAAAACAGAAACCUCACUCAAAGAACUGAUGGACGAACCAGAGCUUGUCACUACAAUAAAUACUGGGUAUGAAAAACUCCGCAGUGUUACCUGUCUGAGUGAAGAAGAAUUCUGGACAAGUAGAUCAUUAGUCAGUGAUAUGAAAUGCUUUAAUAUUCAAGGUACAGUUAUUAAUACAAUUAAAACAAAAUCAGGGAAAUGGCCAUGUGAUAUAGCAGUGACAAGUGAUGGGGAUCUAGUGUACUGUGAUAGGGCAACAAAGACUGUGAAUAAAGUGAAGAGUGGACAGACAGAGGAGGUGAUCAGACUACAGGGCUGGAGACCCAGUCAGCUCUGUGUCACCUCCUCUGGUGAUCUCCUGGUUACCAUGUUCAGUGAUGAUGAAACACAAUCCAAAGUUGUCCGUUACUCGGGUUCCAUAGAGAAACAAACAAUCCAGUAUGAUGAUGAGGGUAAGCCUCUAUAUUCAGGAAAUGGUAUGAUUAAAUACAUUAGUGAGAACAGAAACCUGGAUAUCUGUGUGGCUGACUGUGGAGCUGGUGCAGUAGUGGUGGUCAACCAGGCUGGGAAACUCCAAUUUAGAUACACUGGUCAUUUUUCUACUACCAAAAACAUAGCAUUCAAACCCCAUGGAAUCACAACAGACAGUCAGAGUCAGAUCCUGACAGCAGAUCGUGGUAACGACUGUAUCCACAUCCUGGACCAGAAUGGACAGUUCCUCCACUAUAUAGAUAACUGUGAUCUGAAGGAUCCAUUAGGUUUAUGUGUGGACAAAAGUGACAACUUGUUUGUUGCUGAGUAUUCUAGUGGAAAUGUGAAGAAAAUCAAACAUCUACAAUAAAUACUAUUGUUUAUAUCCACGCUAGAGACAAUUAUGUUCAAACUUCAGAUUAUCGGGCUCUGCCUACUUUUAAAUAUUUUGCAUGGACCAAUACAUGAUGUUACAACACAUCCAUUAGGCUAUCCGCUGCACUCCAGGCUAAAUAACCCCAGGUUCCAUUAUUAAAAAAAUUAAAAGAAACUUAAAUGAAUCCACGUAACUUGGGGAUGUUUGCAUAUCAAUAUAAAAAAAAAAAGAUAUUCUUUUACUCUAAUGAUGUCAUUGAUGUUAAUUCUAUGAACAAUGCUCACCUUCGGAAACACAAGAAAUAAAGUUUAUUAAUAGGAGAUCUUAUUGAGGGAUGUCCAGGGGUCUGUGUUUGCCAAAUUCUUAAAUUUGUAUUCUACAUGACGUAUAUAUAGUUGUGAGAUUGGUCUGGGUCAGUGGUCACCAUAGUUGUUUGUUAUCUUCACCUUUUCAUCCUACAUGUAUCAAUUUCUAAGGCAUGCAAUAAGUCGAGAUUACAAGCUUUUCAUAUAAUUGAAAGUUAAUGCAGGGAAUUUGGGAAAGAAAUAGAAGAUCUUGAAUGAGUGCUUAUGGCAUACCAUGAAAUUUAUGAAAUGAGUUAUCGGAUUUGAUGUUUCCUAAGUCUUGGCAUGGGAAAUAUUAAAAUCCUGUGACAAAUUUCAUAAAUUUCCUACGUCAUAAGUGUAAGAUUCAAUUUAUCCCACAACUAUCAUUAAACGAACAUAUUAAUUUACUGUCUGAAUGUCAAAGAAAUUAUUUGCUUUCAAUUCGAUUGUGACGUCGCUACGUCACGGUUUGAAGAAACUUGAAAUUAUUUUCACUUCAUAAAAGACACAAAAUCCUCUUGGAACCUUGUUGACAAAACAAGGUCUUUUACCAUCAAUGUUAACAAUUUCAAAGGAUGACAUGCUGUUUUGUUUAUGUGGUGCAUGAAUGAUUGAACUACCUAAUUUGCAUAAUUAUGUGUAUGAACCUGUGCUAUGAGUGCAUAUCAUUUUUCUGAACCCGUGUUAUGAACCCGAAAAAAAAAACUGUUGUGUGAUAAAGCCCAUUUUGAUUUUCAGUUUGGUCAUUAUGGAGUUAUGGGACUUUGGAAUUUUUCUUUAAAUGAAUCAUUUUAGGCACCUUUCUGACUCGUCAGCUUUCUUGUUUAAUCAUAAGUACAUGUAUAAAAGUUAUUAACAGUGCUUUCACCCUACACUAGUUGUAAGGUCAAAGUCAUUAAAAUAAUUUUAGUACAAAGGAAUUCAAAGUACUUGGUUUAUGACAACAGUCUAACUGAUGACGAUGUUUGCAAAGCACUUUCAAAUAUAAUGAUGAAUAAUUGAAGUUUAACAAUGAAGAUUGCAAGUCCUUAUGAUACUGGUACAGGCAAGAAGAUUAGGGGGUGGGGGUGGCCUCUCUCAUUUUUGACAAUGAUCAUUAUCAGUGAUUUUCAUAUGCAAACAUGGAUAUAUUGGCUGACUGCCCCCAAUCAUGCACUAUGUUUGAUACAUUCAGUAUAGUGAAUGAGAACAAUGUAAGCUUAAAAUUCAUUAAUUGAACCAAUGUAAUGAAAUAUGACUACCCCCCAUCCCCCCACCCCCACCACCACCAUUUAAGAAUUAAAGCCCUACCCUAGCAUCAGAACUGCCGACCCAGCUGGGCCAGAAAUUUUGCCACUUCAAUUGGUACAAGCUUUUCUCCUCAUUAUCACUAUGUACAAAGUUUGGUUGUUUCAUGUUCAGGAGUCUAGAAGAUUUUUAGAUUAUGACACAAUGUCACUUUUAGUAAUAUCCUGAAAAUUUCUGAUGGACUUUAUAGAACUGUAUGGACAUUUCUUACAAGCUAUAGUCAUUGUGUCAUAAUUCAUUUCUUUUUCUUAUCUGUCAUUUGUUUUGUUAUUUUGAUUGUAUGUCAACAUGGUGAUGUCAAUAAAUAAAUUGAAACUAAA
Ostrea edulis (European flat oyster) is the source of this 6411-nucleotide messenger RNA. RefSeq lists its product as uncharacterized. Gene Ontology annotation, biological process: protein polyubiquitination; proteasome-mediated ubiquitin-dependent protein catabolic process. The record is from RefSeq and is a predicted model, not a curated record. The transcript is spliced from 3 exons. NCBI's taxonomy places the organism in Eukaryota, Metazoa, Mollusca, Bivalvia, Ostreida, Ostreidae. The coding region runs from base 1155 to 4472 and encodes 1105 amino acids. Gene Ontology annotation, molecular function: protein binding; zinc ion binding; ubiquitin protein ligase activity.